GCUUCUGCUCCCUUUCACAGCUUUGCUCCUGUGUUUCAUAUCCUUUCUGCUUUGUCUCCUCUCUCACCUGGAGUAGAAGGGGUGAACGAUGCCACCCACAGGAGGAGAAUGACUAGGAGGUAAAUUUGGGGUAAGCAAAGAAAAGAAGCUGAAACUGUUUUUCACAGUCUGGUUAGACAAAAUGGAGUUUUUUUUUCUUUAUCAUCCUCUCUGAGUGCCACCUCCGUGUUUUAAAGGAUUAACAGAAUGGGGUUGGCUGCAAGACUGUAGAAUGGCGAAACCUAAUACCCUACCAGGAAUAAGGGGAAAAUGUUCUGUCUAAUAAUGGUUUGUAAACACUUGGACAUGUCUUGUUUGGGUCACAACCGUUCCAUAUUUUUCACUUUGCCGUCUGGAAUUUAACCCUUGUGAAAACAGCUCCAAAUCCUCUCGGAGUAUGAAUUUGGAUUUUUGUUUCCUCUCCACAUCUGUGUUUUUUUCAGAAACGCACAUUUAUGUACAUAGGAGGAUUAUAAUCUAUCUUCUAGGAUGGUAAAAGAGCCAUUAGACAUACAGGAUCUUAACUCUUUAAUUUUACAGGAUACGUUGGAUUCUGCAUAUUCAGAAAUUUAUAUUUUAUUUAACUCUGCUUGAAGAAAAGAAAUGUAACGGCGUAACUGGUUUUAUCUCUAUUUGGAAGUCCAAUAAAUAUUUACAGCUUUUGAAGAUUUAGCUAAAAAGAUACAAUGAUUGUAGUGCCAGAAUCUGUGCUGUUACAUGCAAAUUCUUUAAAAAGCAAUGACGCAAUCUGCAUUUACAAAUGAUUUUCCCUUUAAUUGGAGAAUAUCAAAAAAUCCUAGCUAAAACAAACAGAAAGAAAGGGAGUAACUCUUUAAGUGUUAAUAUAGGAGCAAACCAACCAUGAAACACUGAUGCUACCUAUAGAAUUUGUGUGCUGUGAAUCUUAUGUUUAGGGUGUUCUGUUUGUCCACACUGCCUAAGGGAUAAUGGGUCACAGUGAAAGUAUUGGCCCAGCACUUAUCAAAGACCUCUCUUUUCAGUGGGGGUUCUCCCUAGGACAGAGAGAUAGAGGACUGCAGUGCAGAAGGGAGAAGGGCUUUAAGAAGGUAUCAACCUGCACGCCCUAGGAAAUCUCCCCCCGGAAAUGUCCUGCUGGCCAUGGAUUAAAAAUCCAUGAGGGAAGAGGAGGAACAGCUGUCACAUCAGAAAGACAAGUGAGGAAAGGAGGAACGCACAGGGGGUGAAGACUUAAUCUACCAUGGAAAGGCUGCUCUGGGGUAUCCUACUGGUAGGAAGCCUUGUGAGCAUGGCAAAGUCUUGCCCCUUCCACUGUACCUGCCAAAACCUUUCAGAGUCUCUAAGUACCCUAUGUGCCAAUAAGGGUCUCUUGUACGUCCCACCAAACAUUGACCGGAGAACUGUUGAGUUACGACUGGCUGACAACUUCAUCAGAGUGGUGGCGCAAGAAGAUUUUCUCAACAUGACUGGUCUUGUGGAUCUAACACUUUCCAGAAACACUAUUGAUACUAUCCAGCCUUAUGCUUUUGGGGAUCUUGAAAGUCUAAGGUCUUUACAUUUAGAUGGUAAUCGUCUAACAACUAUCCAUGAGGAAGCUUUGAGAGGAAUGCUUAACUUGCAACAUCUCAUCAUUAAUAACAACCAGCUAGUAAUAAUACCAGUGGCCACUUUUGAUGAUUUCCUGCUUACAUUGGAAGAUCUUGAUUUGUCAUAUAAUAAUUUGGUUAAUGCCCCAUGGGAAUCAAUCAAGAACAUGGUUAGUCUUCACACCCUUAAUCUAGAUCAUAAUCUCAUAGACUUUGUAAUGGAAGGGACUUUUUCAGAAAUGUACAAGCUCUCCAGAUUGGACAUGACAUCCAACCGGCUUCACACACUACCUCCAGAUCCACUCUUUGUCAGAUCCCAAACUGGUGUGGUUAGCCCAACUCCUUACACAUCCACUAUUGUGCUCAAUUUCGGAGGAAAUCCAUUUCAUUGUAAUUGUGAGCUUUUGUGGCUACGCCGGUUAGUGAGAGAGGAUGACAUGGAAACAUGCGCUUCUCCUGCCCAGUUAGCUGCACGCUAUUUCUGGUCUAUACCAGAAGAAGAAUUCACCUGUGAGCCACCACUCAUCACACGCCACACACAUCAGCUCUGGGUUCUAGAAGGGCAGAGAGCUAUACUGAAGUGCCGAGCUAUUGGGGACCCAGAACCAGUCAUUCACUGGGUGUCCCCUGAUGACAAAAUAAUGUCCAACUCCUCCAGGACCGCUUCCUAUAGAAAUGGGACACUGGAUAUUCUGGUCACUACAAUCAGGGAUGAUGGAACAUAUACUUGCAUAGCCAUUAAUGCUGCUGGAGAAUCAACUGCCCAAGUUGACUUAAAAAUGAUUCCUUUGCCUCAUCGAAACAAUGGUACUGUCAGUGUCUUGAGGCAGGACCCCGGGUCUUCUGACAUCACCACUUCAUCACGGGCAUCUGCAAAUGCCACAGAGGAGAAAAAGGCACCAGACAGUGCUGUUGUAGUGACAGAUGUGACGUCCUCAUCUGCAUUUGUUCGAUGGUACAUGAACAGAUCAGCCUACAUAGUAUGGAUGUAUCAAAUUCAGUACAACUGCAGUGUUGAUGAGACACUUGUGUACCGCUUGCAAUGUACUGUAAAUCUAAAAUGCAAAUCCCAGAGGAACCCCUUGCCAAGUUACUGCAGAGAGAUACUAUCAUCCACAACGAAGCACUUUGCCUUGAAACACCUAGUACCAGGGGUAGAUUAUGACCUGUGUAUUCUGGCCAUUUUUGAUGAUGUAGCAACUUCCUUGGCUGCUACAAGAUCUUUGGGAUGUGUUCAGUUCUCUACAGGAGAGGCAUACCCAGAUUGUCGAUCCUUACAUGCUCAUUUUCUAGGAGGUACCUUAACAAUCAUCAUUGGAGGAGUUGUCGUGGUAACAUUACUGGUAUUUACAGUGGUCAUGAUGGUUAAAUACAAGGUGUGCAGCAGCGCCCGCACAGACAUUCCAAAGUUUACCAAUGUUUACUCUCAGACCAAUGGAAGCCAACUGAUGCCUAAUGGCAUUCUUUUCCAACGGAGACUAAACAAUGACUCAGCCAAGGCCAGGUGCUCCCAAGUGACAUACAGAGAAGACACUGCAAGGGUUGUACAUGGGGUCAAACCCCAAAGAAGGAAGACUAGACACAGGGUGGUAUCAGAAAAGGAUGGGGACAGUACUGAAAGGGCCCCAGAUGUUGAGGAGUUACAUUGUGGUUCCAGUCCUGAGGAGGGCAUUGGUUUUGGUGUUCCUAAAACCAAACGAAGUUGUUCUGUGGACAUGGGGGAAAUGGCAACAACCACUUGUUACAGUUAUGCCAAAAGACUAAGUGUCAUAUGGACAAAAAGAAGUCAGUCUGUGCAUGGCAUGCUCUCAAACUGCGGGGCUGAGGUGCCAAAGGGAAAAGCAGUAAUAUAUUCUAGCUCAAAUGAGCUUGAAGAAAGUGUAGUGUAGUUAAUAUUCAUGUUACUGUCUUUAUAAAUUAUCUCCAUAAUGGAGGUGUAUGGAUUUCUUUGGGCAAUUUUCCCUUGGAUAUUUCCACAAUGAGCCAUGUACAGAAGGCUUCUUUCAAGCAAGGAUGAAAAAGGUGAUACUUUCAAUAAUCUUGCUUAUCGUUGUUCAUCUGGGCUAAAGUUGAGAGAGUGGAUUAGUUGCAUUGGUCCAGAAAGAGUUAUUUUCUUUUGUGGCACUCAUGCUAUAGAUGUGUUAACCUGUGUGACCUCAUAAUGGAGUUAACCCAAUAGUAUGUAUCUGGAGAAAUCAAGAAGAAAACACUUGUGAGGUGCUCACAAAUUGUAUGAAGGUCAAUGGUAAAGUCACCAGAUUUUGGUACACAAUUACAUUCUGACAAUAUAUUUCCCUCUCAGCCUUCUUGUAGUUAAUAAAGACCAUGAACAACUCUGUUUUUGCAGCUUCACAGGGACUUGUGUCGGUAGAUCUGUUCAGGAUUGUUUGGGGACCUUCAGAUACAUGAAUAAGAAGCUUUCAAGGUCAACAAUAAGACUUGAUGCAUCUUAAAGUGCCAUAUGCAGAUACAGCAUAAGGUGUCCCCAUUUCCUAAAUACAACAUUCUGGAUACAAAGUUGGUAGCAGAUUCACUGCCCACACUGUGCUAAUUUGUGGGGGGAAAGGAAGAGUUUAUGCCUAAAAAUAAAUAAAUCAGAUGGGACCAAAGCAGUUCUGAUAAUUCAGCAGUGGCUGUCCGGGAGUGUGCACCCUGUUUUGUUGAACUCAUUGUUAUGGAAAAGAAGUGAGCCUUUGUCUUAUUGCCAUUGCACCUUCUGCUUUCUCCCAACAAUUGGGGUUUAUCUUUUUCAUAAAUGAAAGUAUUACAUGGUGGGUAAAACAGCCACAGCACUUUAAAGUUUGAGAUUUCACUGAGACAUGAAUAUAUAUCUGCUCAUUGGAUUUGUUUUCUAUCAUUUGCCAAUAAAAUUAAA
Molecule: messenger RNA, 4479 nt
Organism: Pelobates fuscus (common spadefoot toad)
Lineage: Eukaryota; Metazoa; Chordata; Amphibia; Anura; Pelobatidae
Gene: LRFN4
Product: leucine rich repeat and fibronectin type III domain containing 4
Exons: 4
Coding region: 1259-3493 (744 amino acids)
Molecular function (GO): protein binding
Source: RefSeq, a predicted model, not a curated record